Rotaria sp. Silwood2 is the source of this 597-nucleotide messenger RNA. NCBI's taxonomy places the organism in Eukaryota, Metazoa, Rotifera, Eurotatoria, Philodinida, Philodinidae. The record is from the annotation of a GenBank genome assembly.
AUGAUCGUAUUUUCUCUCGUACCUUUAUCAGCGACUAUUAAUGUUCAUAAAGCAGACUUAUAUGGUAUUGCUAGUCUUACCGACCAGCAAUUAAUUGAAUGUCGGUUUCAUGGUUUUCUUACUUUUGAAACAUUUGGUUGUUGUUAUAUGACUUUUGUUCUCCAAGCAUUUUAUCGAUUAACAAGAGUUGUUUAUAGCAAAUACAGAUUUUUACAGCUGUAUUUUAUUCGUUACCAAACUCCUCAAUUAUCACGAGCACGACAGCGAAAAAAGGCUCAACGUGAUCUCAUGAUCACUCGCCGUAUUUUAUUUAGUGUCAUUGCUCUUACUCUACCAGGAUUUCCGAAUGCAGGUUUCGGGAUUAUGACAAUCAUUAAUAUUCGUUUUUCAGGCUCUUUUCAUAUGUAUAGGAUUCAAUGGAUGGGUCCAGCAAUAACUGUAUUGACACUUAGCAUAGUAAUUGUUUUUAUUAAUUCCCAAGUCAAACAAAUACUUAAAAAAUUCAAAUGUGUUAUAAAUCAAUUAACACCAAUAAUAUCACCAAUGCGAGAACUACGAUCACCUUCUAUUCUUCUACCAACUCCAAUUCAAACUUAA